Xylona heveae TC161 is the source of this 1393-nucleotide messenger RNA. RefSeq names its product GroES-like protein. Gene Ontology annotation, biological process: D-sorbitol catabolic process. Bases 300 to 1385 code for a protein of 361 amino acids. The record is from RefSeq and is a predicted model, not a curated record. The transcript is spliced from 2 exons. Lineage: Eukaryota; Fungi; Ascomycota; Xylonomycetes; Xylonales; Xylonaceae. Gene Ontology annotation, molecular function: L-iditol 2-dehydrogenase (NAD+) activity; zinc ion binding.
GGUAGCUACCUACAUGCAGAUGAUGUAUCCAACCAGGAUGAGCCGGCUGCUUAUGAAGUUUAGCAUUUAUUGUCUUUUCGAAUUUACAUUACCGUUGUCGAUAGCCACGUACUUGUCGGACCACAGUCGGCCGACAAAUUGAUCAACAUCGGAAUUUGCAUGUCCUGGGUAAAUAUUAAACAUACUGUGCAGUCAAAACUCAGUAUAUAAGAAGUCGCCUUCCGCCAGCAGGAUGAGCGCAAUAGGUUUCUUUUUAUGACCAGCUGGAUAAGGAUCCUGCAAUUUGCAACCCAAAUAUCAUGGACUCAGAUGCCAAAAAUCCAUCAUGUCUUCUCUAUGGACCGCUGGACGCCCGAUUUGAGGAUCGACCUGUCCCUGUACUUAGCGACCCACACGAUGUCAUUCUCCGCAUUGCUUAUACAGGUGUUUGUGGAAGCGAUGUUCAUUUCUGGCUGGAUGGAGGAAUUCGUACUUAUGUUUCUGAAGCCCGACCAUUGACCAUGGGUCAUGAAGCAUCUGGAACUAUCCAUGCAGUGGGCUCUGCCGUCAGUUCGCUGGUCCCGGGAGACAAGGUUGCCAUUGAACCGGGAUAUCCAUGUAGCCGUUGUGAACGCUGCAAAUCCGGUCGUUACCAUCUUUGCCCGGAAAUGAAAUUCGCGGCAGAUCCUCCAAAGGUUCAUGGCACCCUCUCGAAAUAUUUUCUGUUGCCUGCCAGCUUUUGCUACAAGCUGCCUGAAAGCAUCAGUUUGUCUGAAGCCGCCUUGAUGGAGCCUUUAGCAGUUGCUGUACAUGCAAUUCGGCUCGCAGACAUAAAGCCCGGAAGUCGUGUUAUUGUGUUCGGUGCCGCAACGGUUGGAUUGUUCUGUGCUGCUGUGGCCCGGGAAUUUGGAGCAAGCACCGUCGUCUCAGUGGACAUUUUGGAGCACAAGCUACGCUUUGCACAAAAGUUUGUCGGUUCAUCAGUGGGGAGAACUGCAAUGCCAGAUUCCUCCCUAACCCCGGAGGAAAAUGCGAAACGUCUGGUGGAGGAGCACCAGCUUGGAGAGGGAGCAGACAUUGCCAUAGAUGCAUCCGGAGCAGAAGCAUCAGUUCAAACAGCCAUCUUUGCGUUGCGAAUGGGCGGAACAUUUGUUCAAGUAGGCAUGGGAAAGCGGAAAAUUGAAUUCCCGAUAUCAGAAUUGUGUGAACACGAGAUAACAGCAAGAGGUAGCUUCCGAUACGGUGCUGGAGAUUUCGACCUAGGAAUUCGCCUUGUAGGUCAGGGAAAGAUCAUAUUGUCAGGGAUAAUUACGAAAGUAUUCCCAUUCGAGUCGGCAACCGAAGCCUGGGAAACAGCAAAGCGUGGUGAAGGAACCAAAACAUUGAUUGAAGGACCCAGGAAUUGAAUACAACU